AUGUUAAAGGUACAACAAAGAUUUGGAAGAAGAAUAGAAGUUGUGGACACCCCUGGACUUUUUGACAGCUCCCUUAAUGAUGAAUCAGUGUAUAAAGAAAUAGCCAAUAUUGUAGGGCUGACAUUGCCAGGCUUCAAUGCUAUUUGCUUGGUUCUGAAACCAGAAAGAUUUUCUAUGCAAAUAGUAAAAACUGUUGACAUUUUCUUGAAAUUUUUUGGAAAAGGCAUUGAUGAAUACGCAUUUGUCAUUUUCACUUACAUGGCCUCUGAAGCAGAAAUGAACAAAUACAUAAAUGGAGGAGACGAAAAGCCUGAUGACAUGGGGCAAAACGCUUUUCAUGAGCUUAGAAAACGCUGUAAAGGAAAGAUGUUGUUUAUCGAUAACAGCAAAUAUCGUAAAGAAGAAAUGGUUUGGAAUAUUUUAACAGCUGUAGAUGAAGCCAAUGCCAAAGCACCAAAGCCAUACUUCCAAAACAAACUUACCAGAGAGAUACAGAAAAGAGCUACAGACUUUUACCUGAAUCAAGUCUGUGGCAAUGGAUCUGAGCGAGCCAAAGAAGAUUUAAGAAUUCUCCUCCUUGGACUUCCUGGCCAUGGGAAAAGUGCAACAGGGAACUCACUUCUGGGAGAAACCCUGUUUACUGAAAAGGCAACAAAUGAGUCUGGAGAGAAAGCAGAGGUGAACAUACUAACAAAGAACGGGGAAAAUGCUUGUCGCAAAAUAGAGAUUGUGGAAUUCCAAGUGAAGGAUCCGUCAAGCCCAUGUGACACAGAUUUAAGGGAGCAACUCUUACAAGCAGAGAGAAUGUUGAAACCAGGAUUUCAUGCACUUUGUUUUGUAAUAGAUCCAAAUAAGAUAUCUGAUCUGAAAGACCAAUUCAAAAGAAUCAUGGAAUACUUUGGAGACGACGUUAAUGAUUACGCUUUUGUUAUAUUAACUUUUACUAAAAGUGAAGAUGACCUUGAAAAAAACUUUCCUUCCAUUAUUGAGGACAAACAUGCAGAACUGACAUCUGUUUUGAAAUUUUGUAUUUCCAAAGAAUUGUAUAUAGACAAUAAAGUCUCCCAAACAGAAAAAGAAGAGAUGAUAAAAGAUAUAUUUUCUUCCAUUGACAGUUCAAAUGUGAAAAAGUUUAUUCCUUACUUCAGUUCGCGUUUUAAACAAGACACUGAAGCUGCUGAAGCAUUAAGAGCUGCUGAAGCUGCUAGAGCCGCCGAAGCUGCAAGAGCUGCUGAAGCUGAAAGGGGUGCUAAAGCUGCUGAAGCUGCUAUAAUAGCUGCAGAAGCUGCAAAAACAGCAAAAGCUAAGAAAAUUGCUGAAGAGGCUAUAGCUCGUGCUAAUGCUCAGAAAGACAUUGCUGAAGCUGCUGUUCAAGCUGCUAAAGAUCAAAUUGCUCACUUCAGUUUGCGUUUUAAACAAGACAUUGAAGCUGCUGAAGCAUUAAGAGCUGCUGAAGCAUUAAGAGCUGCUGAAGCUGCUAGAGACGCCGAAGCUGCAAGAGCUGCCGAAGCUACCAGGGCUGCUAAAGCUGCUGAAGCUGUUAUAAUAGCUGCAGAAGCUGCAAAAACAGCAGAAGCUAAGAAAAUUGCUGAAGAGGCUAUAGCUCGUGCUAAUGCUCAGAAAGACAUUGCUGAAGCUGCUGUUCAAGCUGCUAAAGAUCAAAUUGCUAGAAUUGCUACACAAGCAGAAGAAGCAGCUAAAGCUGCAGAAGUUGAACGCAAAAACCAAAGACAAAGAGAAUAUGACGCUGCAGAAGCUUUUAAGAGUCAACUUGAAAAAAGGGCAACGGAAGAAUAUGAAAUAAGGCUGAAAGCAGCUGAAGAGAAACAUAAACGUGAAAUGCAAGAAGCUGAAGAUAACCACAAGCUUGGCUUGGAAAGAGCUCAAGCUAAAGCUAAACGUGAAUAUAAAGAUCGUGUAAUGGAACUUAAAAGGAAUGCAGAUGCACACUCGGCUAAAAAGUUGAAAGAAGCUGAAGAUAAAUAUAACAGUGAAAAGUCAGCAGCUGAAGAUAAAGUUAAUCGUGAAAAAUUAGAAGCUUUAGAAAAAGCUAACGCUGAACUUGCAGCUGAAAAAAAAAAAUGGAAAUGUACAGUUUCAUAAAAAAUUGUGCAUAUCCAUUCUAUUUAGAUAUUAUAAACAGUUUGCUUAGUUAACAGAAUGAUGUUUAUAUAUUGGCUUAUUAGAAGAACUUGAUUUUGUUUUAAUGUUCAAAACAAUCUGUUUUCUUUCACUUGAAAAUAAAAUGUGAU
This is a messenger RNA of Dreissena polymorpha, 2252 nucleotides long. RefSeq names its product GTPase IMAP family member 8-like. The transcript is spliced from 3 exons. Gene Ontology annotation, molecular function: GTP binding. Lineage: Eukaryota; Metazoa; Mollusca; Bivalvia; Myida; Dreissenidae. Bases 1 to 2103 code for a protein of 700 amino acids. The record is from RefSeq and is a predicted model, not a curated record.